AUGGUCGACAGCCGGGCCUACCCGAACCUCGCGGCGGAUCUCCCGAGCCGGUCAUCAGCUCCGACAGCGACGCCCAGUAGCCAUGCCGAGUCUGUGGCAGAGGCUACGUUGGAAUUUCGACGGAAGUGCGAUGCGCGAAGGCAGAGCGAGGAGCGGCGGAUGAAGGAGAUGGAGGAGUCGCCGGAUUGGCAGGCCCAACUGCGGGCGGCCGAGGUGGAGGAGCAGCAGCUGUGGGAAAACUCAGGGUACCCACCCACGCCGAGGUAUGCGGCCGAGGGGUCACCGCAGUGGACGCCAGCACGACCACCCACGCCGAGGUUCGAGCAGCCACCACCGCAGCAGCAGCCCGAACGCGAGCGACGCCAGCAGCACGAGACCGAUCCGACGCAGCAACAACACAUCCGGACGGACAUACCGGCGGCCCACGUGAGCCACAGCACCCGGACGUUCGUGGCCGAAGGGGUAAGGUGGCGGCAGCAGACGGUUGUCUGGACCUGGCCGGAGGGUCCCGCGGAGGAGACGGCGGCGACGGAGGAGCCCCGAAUCUGGGAGGAGAGUGGUCCCCGGGUGAGCCCGCUGGAUCCCAGGACCGGCGGCAGACCGGAGCAUUGGGCCCCACCGACACCGAGCACCGGACCGACGACGCCAAGGACAGGGCCAUCGACGCCAAUGCCAACAGGGACCGCGACGGUAACCGCGGAGCCGGAUGAGCCGCUGGAGCGAGGACCCUGGGUGUCGCCCGAGCCCGUGGAAGGUGGCCGACCUCCGCUCAAGCGGCAGCCCUCGGCGCCCAAAGUGUCCGAGGUGGUGGCACGGCCGAAAUUGUCGCGGACGGUGUCGGCGCCGGAGGGCCAGCGAUGGCGAGAGAUCGCGGAGCACGAAUGCCCCGAAGGGAUCGCGGAGGCACCGGCGGUGAAGGAGGCUCGCAUCCUGGGCGGUAGGCGCAGCGUGCGCGUAUAG
Drosophila subpulchrella is the source of this 960-nucleotide messenger RNA. RefSeq names its product nascent polypeptide-associated complex subunit alpha, muscle-specific form-like. The coding region runs from base 1 to 960 and encodes 319 amino acids. The record is from RefSeq and is a predicted model, not a curated record. The transcript has a single exon. NCBI's taxonomy places the organism in Eukaryota, Metazoa, Arthropoda, Insecta, Diptera, Drosophilidae.